Fusarium sp. VM40 is the source of this 4440-nucleotide messenger RNA. The record is from the annotation of a GenBank genome assembly. NCBI's taxonomy places the organism in Eukaryota, Fungi, Ascomycota, Sordariomycetes, Hypocreales, Nectriaceae.
AUGGCGGUCCGCAAAGACAACGAAGGGGCUGAAGCUCAGUUCGCCCAGAUCCUCGACGACGCCAGCAAGCUCUACUCAGACUCCUCCAAGAACAAGCUCGUUGACUUUCUCAACCCGCCCAUAAGCAGUGUAAAAGGCCUUCUUGGUCAGAUUGACAAGCAGAAUGAGCAAUUUAACAAGUUUCGCGAGAAGCGGCAGUCCAUAUUUAGCGCCCUCGCUGCGUGCCUCACUCCCGUUGAGGUUAUCGGCGAGAUUGUGAGCGGUGCCGCCGCGGAUUCGUUUGCGCCGGCUGAAGGUAUCUUUGGCGCUGUGGCGUAUCUCAUCAAUGCUGCUCGUGAUGUUUCUUCAGCUUACGAUAUAAUCAUUGAAUUGUUUGAGCUUCUCAAAGACUUUACAUCACGACUGGAUGUCUACAUACAGUAUAAAAUGGGCAGUGCCCUGCGAAACAAAGUAGUUACUAUUCUAGCGACUCUGUUUGAAGUCUUCAUCUUGGCUGCCAAGGAGAUUCGCCGCGGCCGCUUCAAGGCGUAUUUCAGGAGUGUCUUCGGCAAAGGCACGCCCGUGCAGGAAUCGCUGGAUAAGCUCAAGGCGCUCAACAUUGGCGAGGAGAGACAAGUUCUCGCUGAUACUUACGGCGGUGUUAGUAAGCUUAAUGUCACAACCGAGAACAUGCAGAGCAAGCUUGAUGAGAUGAACCAGACCAUGAUGCAAAUACGGACUGAGGGUCGUGAGCGAACUAUCGCAGCGCAUCAGGAUAAGCUCAAGGAGAUUCUAGAUCCUUCACCGUUCCCAGAGGACUUCUUUAACAUGUUCAAUAAGUCAAGGGCUGAGUCUACAGGAGAUUGGAUCCUCACGGAUGAGGGUUUCAAGGCGUGGCUCGAUAUGAAGACCAAUUUCCUCUGGAUUACGGGCGCAUCAGGAACCGGUAAGUCAUAUCUAACAACUCGACUUAUCUCCUGGGGCACAGAGAGGAUCCCCCGCCUGGCCUACUUCUACUUCCGUGACAACAACCCCGAAACACGAUCAGUCCUGCAAGCCCUCCGGGAUGUCGCCUACCAACUAAGCGAGAGCGACCCAUUCUACGCAAAACAACUUCUCAAGAACCUUCGCAGCAUCGAUGAGAUCCGGACCAUCCCCAGUGCCUACCGCAAGCUUUUCGUCCAACCGUUCCAGGAGGACACUCAACCAAAGACCGUCUACAUCUUCCUCGAUGGCGUUGACGAGGCGGACUCUGCUGAGGUUGAAGAGCUUCUCGAGCAGCUUGGUUCAAAUGAUGAGUCUGUGAGAAGACCGAAGCAUAUCAAGCUGCAGGUAGCGCUUAUCGGAAGGACAUAUUUGACCGAAGUGGUUACAUAUUCGCUUGAUCCAGAUAAUCGCGGCAGUCAAGUAAUCACUACUCUCCACGUCACGCCCGAUCGCAACGCGGAUGAUGUAAAGAUGUACAUCGAAGACAGCGUCUGGCAUCUCCGCAACCUCACCCGUACACCUCCCGACUUCCGACAAAAGAUCAUCGAUGCUAUGAUCAAGCAAGCUGACGGCCUCUUCAUCCUCGCCAAAUUCAUGCUCGAGGACAUCAGCCGCAAGCGACACCCACAGAGCAUCCUCACAAGUCUAAAGUCUUACCCGAAAGAGAUCAACGGCAUUAUUGCUCAAACGCUCAAGAACCUUUCCGAGACCCUGUAUGAAGACCAGACAAAGGACCUGAACGAGAUGCUACAGUGGGCAUCAUGUGCAGAAGAAGUAUUGUCUCUGGAGCAACUGGAGGCAGUGCUCAUCAUGAAAUUCGGCGAUCCGCCUUUCCAUCUUGAAGAGACUCUGCGUGGCCAAUAUGCAUGCUUCUUUGAACUCGAGCGUGAAGACGGAUUGACCACUGAUGAUCUCAUCCGCGAGCACGAGAAACAACAGCGCAUCAAGAAUGGCGAUCUCGGUUCAGGAAGACGAUCAAGUUCAGCAAGUCGUCCAGGGUCCGGAAGAAGUGGAAGUCCAAAGAGCCCAACUAUCUUUGGUCGACAAACAGGUACACCUGAUCUUGCUCGCAACCUGUCUCCUCUGCGUCGUGCCAGCCCAACUCAGGCGCUGAGCCCUGUGCGCGGAAGUCCUGGUCGCGGUGUAAGUCCUGCGGCCAAUUCUGACCUCUUCGACCCAAUGAGUGACAUGGACUUUCGGUCAAGCAAGACAAACACAUGGAUCACCUUCUUCCAUUCUUCUAUUAAGGGCUUCUUCAGCACCGAAAACUCUGCCAAGCUUGGUUCUGGAAUCGGAUUUGAUCCUCUCAUGUCGCGAAUUCAUAUUCUCAAGACUUGUCUCUCCAUCUUCACCCACAAAGCCGCUUUUGAGAAACAUCGUCUCGGUCCCAGUGGCCGCGAGUCAAUCAAGCAAUACGCAGCUUGGUACUGGCAAGAACAUCUGGCUGUCCUUGAUCCAGCAACGGUACCUGGGCCAGAGAAGAAAGAGCUUGGACAAUAUGUGUACAAGAUGCUCACCGACGAUAACAUCAUUCUCGACUGGACACUCAUGUAUGAGAAGAACGAUGAGGGUCUUGAUGUCCUUACAGAUGCCAACAUGAAGGGUCUCAAGAGGUGGAUGGGCGACCCCGAUGUCCUCUCAUCCCUAGCUCCAGAGGCAAGAGAAUGGGCUAGCAAGGGUGUCAAGGAAUCACCGGGUAUCUUCAAGCCCAUCGGAGACCUCUACGCCAGGGCAUGGCUCUCCGAAGACUUCAAGAAAUACGUCCCGACGCUCUUCUGCUUCAAGAUCGUCCAGUCUAUCGCAUUCAUGCAGGAAGGCUACUCGUGGUCCGACUGCAACAACCACUGGACCGAGAUCCCCGUCGACAAGCGAAUCGUCAAAGCUGCAGAGUGGGCGAAGAUCCCAGAAAGCGCGCACUGGCACCGUCGAUGCGGAAGUACAUAUCUCACCAACAACAUGAACAACCAGGCACUAAGCCAUUAUGACAAGGCCCUUGCUCUCGACAAUAACAGCGUUGAGACUCGUGGUCGUAUCGCAUAUUGUCUUUCCAGAGAUGGUCGCUUCAAGGAAGCAUUAGAGCAGGCACUCAAAUGCGAAACCAUCGAGCAGGAAAGCAUUGCUAGUGGAAAACUCGACGAACAGGCAUUGAAGAGCUGCAAGUGGCGUCUGUACAAAGACCAUAUAGUCAUUGCUUGUUGCUACGAGGAACUCAACAAGGUCGAACAAGCCCUUGAGUAUUUCCUUAAGUCUAUGAAGAGUUCCAAAGAUGCUGGCCUCGACCGAAGAGAGUGCAAGGAAUACUUCGAGCCAGAGCUUGGAUACCUUGAACUCGUGGCCACGGAGAACCGCCACGAAGCUGUGAUUCAGUUCCUCAAACAACUCUCCGAACAAGUCACCGACGUCGAGCAGAGCCGCACUCGUCUCGUGGACUUCCUUCUUGAGUUCCAUAACAAACCGCUUGUUAUCGACUGGAUACCCAAAGCAGCCAGCAAAGUGGGAGAAACAGAAUUCGUCCUUGAUCGUUUACUCUUCACGAUUGACGUGGCCACCGCAACGCGCGAUCCUCUCAAAGCGCUGUAUCUCCGUUUAUCUCUCGGCGCAACAUACACAUACAGUCGGGACAUCGAUGCCGCUCUGGAUCUUUUCGAAGGUAUCACACAGCUAGGUUAUCGACCUCGUGGCAAUGUUCCCACACGACAGGCUUACGCCUUGGCAUUCCAGAAACUGGCGUCUUUGUAUAAAGAGCGAGUUCUCCAUGCUGGGUUGAAGACGCCUGAGGCAGAUACCUGGCUUGAGGAUCUAGAGAAGAUCAAGCAGAAGCAGAGUCGACACCAGAAUCUUGAUAUGCCGAUUGAGAUGGUUGGAUCGGAUGUCAACACUGCAGCUAUUUAUAUGAUCCUCUUCAACAGAUUGCUCGGCCGAAGUUCUUCUACGGAUCGUGAUCUUCGCCAGCUUAUCAACGACAGUCUCGACAUCUUAUCCGAUGACGACGUGCAGAAUGACGAGUAUGCGUUGGAUAAUCUCCUCGGCCUCUUCAUCGCCGCCGAUGACAUCGAGAACGCCCUAGCACUCAGCCAAUCCAUGCGCAAAGUCGACCCCAAGAUCCUCACCUCCACACCGAACGACUCGCCCGUCCUCCAACGCAUGGAGCCCAAGCUUCCCGAGAUUCAAACCAUGCGUCAAAACUGCGCACAGUGUCUCGACCUCAUUCCUCCAUCAGACGAGUACUACAUUUGCGAAUACUGCAUGGAGACGUAUGACGCCAAAUGCAUGGCUGUUAUCAAAGGAGAAGGGAACAAGACGAGCGAUCACAGGAAUGAUUUGAUCUGCCGGAGUGAUCAUCAGUGGUUCACCGUGCCGACGCUGGGAAGGGUGUUGCACAGAGGGGAGAUUUUGCUUGUGAAUGGUAAAGUGGCGGGUUUUGAUGAGUGGAAAACUGGGCUGGAGCAGAAAUGGGGGCGAGAAAAGAAAUAG